Messenger RNA from Mesorhabditis belari, 1146 nucleotides. The record is from the annotation of a GenBank genome assembly. Lineage: Eukaryota; Metazoa; Nematoda; Chromadorea; Rhabditida; Rhabditidae.
AUGAAAAUCAUCGUCCUCGUCCUCGUCCUCAGUCUCGCCGUUCACCAGAUAAAUGCGGCCGCAUUCUGUCCUUCAUUGCCAGCUGAGAUCACUUGGGCUCCCGAUGGUGGAGCAGCUCAUCUCGACUACUAUGGCACUGGGAAAUGGUGUAGCAACGUUAAUGGAAGCCGCUAUAAAUGUUACAACGAUGGCGACUCAGACGAAUGCUAUUUGGUCCGGUGCGACCCACUUCCAGCAUGGGUAACCUCGGCGCCGACUGGAAACGCCGAUUACGACAGCCGUGUCGAUGGAUGUAAAUCAAUUGAGCAGUGUUUGUUCGACGGCGAAUCCAACAAAUGCUACUCGGAUGUUUGUCCGCCCUUGCCGGCUAACAUCACCUGGGAACCACAAAACGUCGCAACUUUCGACUACUAUGAAGAUGGAUGUAGAGGCACUCGUUUGUUGUGUUACAAUGACGGGGUUUCUGAUGCUUGCUACUUGCCAAACAAAGGACCUUGUCCACCAAAGCCGAUUUCGAUCAACUGGGAGCCAGAGAGUUCCGCUCAUUUCUCCGAGUACAGUGAUACGCCGUGUGGCCGGGGCACAGAUUGCUACAAUGACGGAGAGGCUGAUCAAUGUUAUAUGACUGUGGGGAAAUGUUUGCCGAAACCCGACUCGAUCUUCAACGAGCCCACGGGACCCGCUCUUGUUGGUCGUUGUCCUGAAGGCUUUGAAUGUUUCCACGAUGGAUCGAGCAAUCAAUGCUAUUGCUAUGAUACGGCUGGACCAAACAUCUGUCUGGACGCUCACAAUCAGGCUCUGUGCGAUCACAAGAGCAACAUGUGCGCGAAGACUUGCGGAUUUUGUGUUGGCCCCGGUUCCGCCUGGAAGCACGAUCAUGUCGAAUCGAUCCACGUCAUAGACAAGCAGCGCUACAUCACCGAAUUCGUCGCUCGUCGUCACGACAUUGAGGAAAAGAUCCGUGAUUUCAUCAACAAGAUGGAGACGAAAUUCCUUGAUGAAUCGAUUGGUCGUGUGAUGCCCAAGACCGAAACGAGCAAGGCCGACACUGCGAUGAACCGCGAUAAGAGUGGCAACAAAGUGGUCAUCAACAAGGAUAUCUUCUGGAAAAGGAUAAAACGACUCUACGAAGCAUGGGUAAACUGU